GCUGGGAGAGGAGCGUGCCCGCCCACGAUGACGCGUCAGUGAUUGACAGCGGUUCCUUGUUAACCUUUCACAUCAAGAUGGCGGCGCCCAUGUCAGCUCCGAAGUUUUGGAAACCAGGCACAGAGGGUCCUGGUCUGGGUAUAUCUGAAGAACGAAUCAGUUCUGCAGAAGCGAGUGGAACCACAGUGAUUUACAACCGAUAUGCUUCCCUCUCCAUAGAGCAGCAGAGGCAAAAGCUGCCUAUCUUUAAGCACAGAAAUCAUAUCCUGUACUUGGUGGAGAACUAUCAGACAUUGGUGAUAGUAGGUGAAACAGGAUGUGGAAAGAGCACUCAGAUUCCUCAGUAUCUGUUAGAAGCUGGCUGGACUGCGGAGGGACGAGUGAUUGGCGUGACACAGCCUCGCAGGGUUGCUGCAGUUUCGGUGGCAGGCCGAGUAGCAGAGGAACGAGGGGCAUUGUUGGGUCAUGAGGUUGGAUAUUGCAUCCGUUUUGACGACUGCACAGAUUCCCAAGCCACCAGAAUAAAGUUCCUUACAGAUGGGAUGCUUGUCAGGGAAAUGAUGGCUGACCCUUUACUGAAGAAAUAUAGUGUUCUCCUCCUGGACGAGGCCCAUGAAAGAACUCUGUACACAGAUGUUGCUCUUGGCUUACUAAGAAAGAUUCAGAAGAAAAGAGGGAAUCUGCGACUGAUUGUGUCAUCUGCAACACUGGAUGCUGAGAAAUUUCGAAAUUUCUUCAAUCUGAAUGAGACUGCAGACCCCAGUAAGGACACGUGUGCCAUCCUCACUGUGGAAGGGCGGAUGUUUCCAGUUGAUAUUUUUUAUACCUUAAGCCCUGUUCCAGAUUAUCUGAAAGCCACAGUGGAUACCAUCACAAAGAUCCACCAGAAUGAGGCUGAUGGGGAUAUCUUAGCAUUUCUCACAGGCCAGGAGGAAGUGGAGAUGGUGGUUUCCAUGGUGAUAGAGCAGGCCCGAGCUCUUUCCCGCAGCGGGAUGAAAAAGCACCUUCGCGUUCUUCCUAUGUAUGCAGGGCUGCCCUCCAGUGAACAGAUGAAAGUCUUUGAACGAAUGUCUCCCAACUGCAGGAAGAUAGUGGUGGCCACAAAUGUAGCAGAAACCUCAAUCACUAUAAACGGAAUAGUUUUCGUCAUCGACUGCGGCUUUGUGAAGCUGCGGGCCUACAAUCCCAGGACAGGUAUCGAGUCUCUUGUGGUAACUCCAGUCUCCCAGGCAUCUGCAGCCCAGCGAGCAGGACGUGCUGGUCGAAACCGCUCGGGGAAGUGCUACAGAUUGUGCACAGAGGAAACAUUUGAGAAGCUUCCGGAAUCCACAGUGCCAGAGAUGCAGCGCAGCAACCUUGCCCCAGUCAUCCUUCAGCUGAAAGCACUGGGCAUUGACAAUGUGCUGAGGUUUAAUUUUCUGUCUCCUCCUCCAGCCCAGUCAAUGGUCCAGGCCCUAGAACUGCUUUAUGCACUAGGAGGUUUGAAUGAUCAAUGCUUCCUUACCGAUCCCCUCGGCUUACGCAUGGCUGAAUUUCCUCUGAGUCCAAUGUUUGCCAAAAUGCUGCUGGAAUCAGGGAAUUUUGGAUGUUCACAGGAGAUCUUGACCAUAGCAGCCAUGAUGCAAAUACAAAAUGUGUUUCUGGUGCCACCGAACCAGAAAAGUGCUGCGGCAAGAGAACACAGGAAGUUUGCUGUAGCAGAGGGAGAUCAUCUCACGAUGCUCAACGUCUAUGAGGCCUUCAUUAAGCAUAAUAAAAACUCCCAGUGGUGCCAGAAGCACUUCUUAAAUUAUAGAGGACUUGUGAGAGCCACAGUAGUCCGAGAGCAACUGAAAAAGUUACUGUCCAAAUUCCGAGUGCCGAAGAAAUCAAGCGAAGGUGAUCCAGAUCCCAUCCUCCGAUGUAUUGUUUCAGGAUUCUUUGCAAAUGCAGCUAGGUUUCAUUACAAUGGAUUCUACAGGACAAUUCGAGAUGAUUAUGAGCUCCACAUUCAUCCAACAUCUGUACUGUAUGGCGAGAAGGAGCCACAGUGGGUUGUGUAUAAUGAGGUCAUCCAGACUUCCAAGUACUUUAUGAGGGACGUGACUGCAGUUGAAUCUUCGUGGCUAAUAGAGUUAGCCCCACACUUCUACCAGCAGAAAACUUCCAUUUCCCAGAUGGCAAAGAAAUCUCGAGUUACCUGAUGGUUUAUUCUGCAAUUCCACACUCGCGCCUGCAAGUGUCAAGCCAAUCAGCUACAUUCAAAAAGCCAGAUUGUAUUCUUUUCCCACCAUCUUUGAAUGAACUUUGAUGCAGCUCAUGUCAUCAGUUUAUUUACUGGGUAUAUUUAGAAAGACAGGUUCACAGUGGAAUGUCUUAACUGCAGGGUCAGAGCACUGGCAAUCCCGCCAUUGAAGGCAAGGCUCUCCGUUCUACUUAAGCUUUAUUUGCUGGUUAGUCCAGUUUGAUUUUAAUAGGCCUGAAAAUUUGGAGAGGGCUGUGUUAGCACUGCUUCUUUGAGUAUUAGUUCUAACUCUGAACUCUGCUAAUAUCAGCCAAGCAAGAUGUGUAUAAAUUAACUGAGGGCAUGGAUUUAAACACAGUCAGUUAUGCCUCCAUGAUGCAAACUUGUCUCAUUAACAGUAUAAAUAGCUUUAGACAAACUUAUCUAUAUAAAAUGUACAUAGUUAAGUAGCCUACUUAUUCUAUAUUCAGGCUGUAGGUGUGGAAACAUUGUAGAUUAAAGCACCUUUCACAAAAGUUUCUCUUCAGAAGUAAGUAAGCCAAGCACUGAAGCUAAGGCUUCCAUAGUGGUCCGUGCGUAUUUACAGUUCAUUGUGUAACCUUCAUCUUCUUCUGUGAAGAAUAUUGCUUUCGACAACAGUGCUGAGUGGACGUGCUUUUACCUUGGCCUUUGUGUAUUAUUAGCAUUACUGGCUGUACAUCUUCCUUGUCAUAUUUUUUUUAAGAGAGCAAAUAAAACCAUCGUGUUCAGUUCUGGUGUAGAUUUUGCAUUUCCUUCCGGUUGUUUGUAGAUGUCACCGACACGGCA
Messenger RNA from Hypanus sabinus (Atlantic stingray), 3031 nucleotides. RefSeq names its product DEAH-box helicase 35 (gene dhx35). The record is from RefSeq and is a predicted model, not a curated record. The transcript has 22 exons. Gene Ontology annotation, cellular component: catalytic step 2 spliceosome; intracellular anatomical structure. Gene Ontology annotation, molecular function: ATP hydrolysis activity; RNA binding. Lineage: Eukaryota; Metazoa; Chordata; Chondrichthyes; Myliobatiformes; Dasyatidae. The coding region runs from base 78 to 2183 and encodes 701 amino acids.